AUGCAGCAGCCCUUCAACAGGCGCCUCAACAGUGUCCAACAGACCGCUCGCCGCGACCGGUCGAACUCGGCACCUUCACGGCAGGCCGCCGUCAGCUACGAUGAUGCCUACACAUACGCCCUUAGAGUUGCCUACUUACACUACCUGCUCCAGCCAAAGACCAAGCGGAAGCAAUGGGUGCCGGCACCGAAACCUCCGCAACGCACGCACACGACCAAUGUCGGGGAUCUUGUGAAAGAGUUCGUGCCUGGCAACUCGAGCAGUGUCAAGCUUCCGCACGGCAUCAGAGGUGGUCUUGAGAAGCGCAUGCAAGGGGUUAUCACUGGGCAGGAGAGACUACCUGGCUACAACGACCCGGCUGUCAAGAAGACGUUUGCUCAGGCAUACACCGCAUUCACAGAGCAAGGGUUUCGAAAGAGCAUAGACAAGGAUCGCAAGGCAGAGCCUCUGGUGCUCAUGUUCUACUCGUCGGCCACCAAAGCAUGUAUGAUGGGACACACGCCCGGCGACGACUCGUGGAAGCACUUGGUCGACCGGCACCUUGCCUUGUUUGUCCGUCUUCUCAGCAGCCUGCUGCGGGACCAAGGCUAUGAGCAGGCCAAGCCAGAACUGAUGAACAGAUUGACAACAUUGGAGAACAAGCUGCUCACCAACGACCAGAACCUGUCGAUUGGCGGCGAGGGUAGUGCCGGCACUACGAUUGAGGUCAUAGCACCGCUGAGCUAUGAUGUCAAGGACAUGCCUCUGGUCCAGGUGGUUGCCCAGAUCUUCGGCUUAUCACAUUCGGACGUCCAAAGCCAUAUCGAUGCUCAGAAACCCAACUGGACGGAGGAAGCCGCGUUGAAGGAUCUCAAGUCGUACCAACUUCGCUUGAAUUCGAACGCACGCGGCGCGCUCAGGAGCCAAGAUUUCGAUCUGGAGGACGCCUACCAGGACUGGAAGCGAGCCGAAGCGCCACAAUUGUCCCAGAUGAUGUUGGACAUCCUCACAGCCCAGCCCACGCUUGCCAAAACUUCCUCACGGAGCAGUGUCAUUCUCGACAAGCCACUCCCCAGCAAUCCUUCAAGUUACGACGAAGAUCAAGCCUAUGCUGAUCUGAGUAGGGCAUUGUCCAUGUCUGACGGAAGCGCAUUUGGCAUCGAGCACGCUCUAAGUCUGAGCUCGAUAUCGCUUGACGACACGCCGAGCAGCAUCAGAUCGGUAGAUGAGGCCCAAUACACGUUCAUUCCCCCAGCACCCAGAGAUUUCUUCAAAACUAUUGUCAGUUAUGUCCUCGAAUUUGACGCCAUGCACGACAAUGGUAGCGACCAGACCGGGCCGUUCUCCAAACAGUCGAUGGAGCUUCUUACAGAGCUGUGCGUCCGGUGGCGCCUACCGCAAUUCACUCGCCUGGUCGUCUUCGUCGAAAGCGCCGCCAGGCGCUUCACGGACACGCUGUUCUCAGCUGUGGAUCUUGACAAGACUUUUGAUCUCGUCAAAGGUCCCCCGCCUCCGACUAAGAAAGCGCCGCACAUAUUUUUGUGGGAGGAGAACCUCGCUACCAUAGACCGUGGACGCUGGACCAUCAAUGACCACGCCGUGUAUCAGAACACGCUUUCCUCGGUACAUGACGCGCUGCUACGGGAAUUAUACGACAAACUUAUGCAUUGCUACGAACCAAAGCCCCCAACGAUUGGGCCAACCUUGUUUGUGCUUGACAACCAAAUAUACAGCGAUCCUGCAUUCUCCAGGAAAGAGGACGAUGCAGCCGAGUUUGCCCGCAUAUUGAGGGCUGGCCUGGAAGAGCAGGCCGCCAUGGUAUAUCGGGGUUUCUUGGAUGCUGAGAUUCCACAAAGUCAGGAGGAGUGGCAUUUUGGCCACGUCGUUCAAUUGGGGAAGCAAGUCGUCAAGCUUAGCGAGAGGAUCAAGAAGCGGUAUAAGAACAACCCGGAAGUAAUGGGCGUCAAUCCUCUCACAGUCCUGGUCAACACCACUUUCCCAAACUUCGAGAAUGAUGCGCAUGACCUUGUGAGACGGAUUGAUCAAGUCUCCCAGGAGCGUGGAGAGGAGCUCGAUGUUCAAGAGGGAUUCGAGCUGUACAGGGAGCUCGUGGAGAUCAGAACGAUACAUCGAUCAGCGCUUCCCAACAAGCAAUUUUCAUUCGAUGUGGAGGAGCUGCUCAUCAACUAUGUGUGGCGCUGGCUCCAGAAUGCCGAACAGAAGGCUGAUGAGUUCCUGGACGAGGCGAUCAAGCAGGAUCAGUUCCGUGUGCGAAGUCAAGCUGAAGGACAUGUCCCACUGGACGCUGAACGCCACAGCCACUCUGUCAUCGACAUGUUCCAGCUGUUCCACCAGACUGCCGAACAAGUCUUCAAGCUGCAGUGGGCGAAUGACGUUCAUCAUGCUCGGUUCAUGACUGUGCUGGCCAAGAUCUUUGCGAACAGCCUGGCAAAGUACUGUGAGGCUGUGGAUCAGAAAUUCAACCGGGAGAUGGACGAGCAGAGACCUGAGGAGCAGGAAGCUACUGCAGCGAACAAGACUGCCCAGGGACGGUUCCUCCAGUAUGCAAAGGAAGCUUGGAAUGCAAAGGACAAGAUGGAACCAUUCCAAUUCUAUCCCGAGUCUCUUGUCAAACUGAACAACAUCGAGUGGGCCAUGCAGGAGCUCGACAAGCUAGAAAGCUUGAUGAACGUCGAUGCUUGCGCCGCAAUCCUCGAGAAGGUGGAUGGCCCUACCAAGAAGCAAGCGCGACGACCAACGAAGUAUGUCUUUACCAUCAAGCUCGUCGAAGCUGAGGAGAUCAAAGCAUGCGAUCCCAAUGGGACAAGCGAUCCGUAUGUCGUCCUCGUGGACGAAUAUCAAAAGCGACUACAUAAGACACGCGUGAUCAUGAGGACUCUCAGCCCGCGAUGGGAUGAGUCUGUGGAAGUGACUGUGACCGGCGCGCUCAACAUUGUGGCAACAAUUUGGGACUACGACGUCUUUGGCGACCAUGACUUUGUGGGAAGGACGUCAUUGAAGCUGGAUCCCCUUCACUUCAGCGAUUAUCUACCUCGCGAGUUCUGGCUGGAUCUGGACACGCAGGGCAGAAUCCUCAUCCGCGUCAGCAUGGAAGGCGAGCGGGAUGAUAUCCAGUUUUACUUUGGCAAGGCCUUCCGUCACCUGAAACGAACAGAGCGAGAUAUGGUGCGCAAGAUCACGGAUAAGCUCACACGGCAAAUCUACUUGUCUCUGUCCAUGGAGGCUUUGCGGGGCCUUUUGGGUCGCGGCAUUGCCUCGCAAGUCAACUCGCUAUUCCGGCGCACAUCGACGAUACCACAGAUAUCGGAAGCGGAUGUCGUCGGAGCUCUCAAAUCUUUGUUCGACUACUUUGAUGAGAACUUUGCCAUCAUGAAACAAACAUUAACCGAAGCGACCAUGGUCGCUGUCAUGAAGCGGCUAUGGAAGGAGGUCCUCAUGGCUAUUGAAGCACUCCUCGUUCCACCACUAUCUGACAAGCCAUCGACCCAGCGCCCGUUGACUCAGAAGGAGGUCGACAUCGUCUUCAAGUGGCUUGAGCUGCUUUUCGAGUUUUUCAACGCCAAGGACGAGGAUGGCGAGGUGUUGGGUGUUCCGGCCGAAGUGCUCAAGUCGCCUAAGUAUCACGAACUUGCGUCCUUGGCCUUCUUCUACUUCGACACCACCGAUAACCUGAUCCGGUUGUCGGAGCGCAUGACGGCUGCGACCCUCCAGCGGCAGCAGCAACAGCUCCAAGCCACCAACCGUUUGUCCGCGCCGCCGACCCUGGGUGGUGGGCUUGGCGGCGCGGGGCCUGGAUUCGCCUCCAUGGGCACAAUUCGCCGUGGCAAGAGCAUCAUGAUGAGCCGGAAUCUGGGCACAAUGCGCCGCGCCAAGGAGGAGAAACGCAAGGAGGCCCAGGCCGAUCCUUCGGACGACAUGAUCCUGCGUAUCCUCCGCAUGCGGCCCGAAGCUGCCGGGUUUCUACGUGACCGGCACCGCCAGAAGGAGCGCCAGGCCGCGCAGGCCGCUGCGGCGCUCAUCGUCAGGCAGAGUGUGACCCAGGGUUGGAACACAGGCGGUGGAAUGGGCAACUUUGGUCGCGGAGGCGUGCCGCGACGCUGA
Microdochium trichocladiopsis is the source of this 4101-nucleotide messenger RNA. RefSeq lists its product as uncharacterized. Bases 1 to 4101 code for a protein of 1366 amino acids. The transcript is spliced from 3 exons. NCBI's taxonomy places the organism in Eukaryota, Fungi, Ascomycota, Sordariomycetes, Xylariales, Microdochiaceae. The record is from RefSeq and is a predicted model, not a curated record.